Molecule: messenger RNA, 427 nt
Organism: [Candida] anglica
Lineage: Eukaryota; Fungi; Ascomycota; Pichiomycetes; Serinales; Debaryomycetaceae
Source: the annotation of a GenBank genome assembly
AUGGCUGGUGUUAAGACUUUUGAAUUACGUACCAAAUCCAAGGAACAAUUGGAAAAGCAAUUGGUUGAAUUAAAGCAAGAAUUGGCCAACCUUAAGGUCCAAAAGUUGCAAAAGCCAUCUUUGCCAAGAAUCCACACCGUCAGAAAGAACAUUGCCCGUGUCUUGACUGUCAUUAACUUGAACCAAAGAGAAAACGUCAGAGCUUUCUACGCCGGUAAGAAGUACCAACCAAAGGACUUGAGAGCCAAGAAGACCAGAGCCAUCAGAAGAAAGUUGACCAAGUUCGAAGCUCACCAAACCACUGACAAGGCCAGAAAGCAAAGAAUUGCCUUCCCUCAAAGAAAAUUCGCUAUUAAGGCUUAAACUUAAGUAUUGUUCAUGAAUAUAUAUAAUCGGGUUUAAUGUUUUAAUAUAAGUGUAUACUUUA